AUGAGCAUCCUCGUCCUCGGUGCCGGCGAGCUUGGCCUCUCAGUCCUGCGUGCCCUCUCCCAGCAUCAUUUGAUCCAAUCCCACCGGACUCAUCUAUCCGUCCUCCUCCGGCCCUCAUCCCUCUCCUCCCCCACCGCUUCCCAAGCCCGCGUUCAUGAUGAGCUGCGCCGCCUCAACGUCUCACCUAUCCCCGGUGACAUCGUCACCUCCACCGUCUCCGAGCUCUCUUCCAGCAUCAAACCCUUUGACGUGGUAAUCGGCUGCAUGGGCUUUGGUUGCCCCGCCGGAACGCAAGUCAAAAUCGCGCGAGCGGUGCUCGAGGCGGGUGUCAAGCGCUACAUCCCCUGGCAGUUCGGCAUCGAUUACGAUGUUGUCGGCAGGGGGAGCGGGAUGGAGUUGUUUGAUGAGCAGCUGGACAUUAGAGACUUGCUUCGAGGUCAGAAAGGGGGACGGCGAACGGGGUGGACGGUUAUCAGCACGGGAAUGUUCAUGAGUUUUCUGUUCGAGGAGGCGUUUGGUGUGGUGACUGGUCUUCACCUGAGCGGCAGCGAACAUGGUGAUGGGGAGGGGGAAGUGGAGGUGCAGGAUGAUGCCGAGGUCAUGGUCCACGCGCUGGGAAGUUGGGACAGUGCAGUCACGGUCACGGCGGUUGAGGAUAUUGGACGCAUCACGGCGGAGGUGGCGAUGGACAUCAACGUCGAAGAUAAGGUCGUGUAUACGGCGGGGGAGACAAUAAGCUAUGCUCGGCUAGCGAAUGUUGUGGAUGCGGUUACUGAGAAGACGCUUGCACGGGAGUUAUAUACGACCGAGGAGCUGGGAAGGAAAGUGAAGGAGGGAAGUAUGAUGGACAAAUAUAGGUUAGUGUUUGCCAAAGGGAAAGGCGUCUCGUGGUCGAAAGAAGAGAGCUGGAAUGAGCGGAGGGGAAUGCAAGUUGAAGACGUAAGGACCUGGCUAGAACGGCGCCUAGGGGAACACAUGGAUAGCGUAGGAUAG
Molecule: messenger RNA, 993 nt
Organism: Coniosporium apollinis CBS 100218
Lineage: Eukaryota; Fungi; Ascomycota; Dothideomycetes
Exons: 1
Coding region: 1-993 (330 amino acids)
Molecular function (GO): oxidoreductase activity
Source: RefSeq, a predicted model, not a curated record